This is a messenger RNA of Chaetomium globosum CBS 148.51, 1746 nucleotides long. RefSeq lists its product as uncharacterized. Bases 1 to 1746 code for a protein of 581 amino acids. The transcript has 3 exons. The record is from RefSeq and is a predicted model, not a curated record. NCBI's taxonomy places the organism in Eukaryota, Fungi, Ascomycota, Sordariomycetes, Sordariales, Chaetomiaceae.
AUGGCAGACUCGGGGCACUCUCCAACCGAUAUCAUCACAUCCCAAAAGGCCGUGCUUGGUGUCUUACCCAUCCUUUACAACACCAUCGCGACGCUGGUGGCUUUAUCACGCAUCAGGCGCAUGCUGCGACACAGCAAGCUGACGGCCCUCACUCGCAGCGAUGUUGUCAACCGCGUGAUCGAGGUCGAGCUGCCGCGCUAUGCCGUGCGCCCCAUGGACCGCCUUGCCGACCGCGACGAGUACUGGACACUCUCGCGGCACCCCUCGAGCAUCCCCGGCGGCAGCUGGACCACCUUCAACUGGCGGAUGAACGUUAUCGGGCUCAACACGCAGCGUGUCGAGUACGCUGACCAACUGAGACAGCCCCAGGUCGAGGUGGCCCUUGAUGAACUUGUCUCUUACUUGCUAGAUCUCGGCGCCCAGCCAGAUCCUAACGGAUGGCGCCUCCUGCGGUCGUCGGGCCUGUGGACGCCCGUGGGGUGCACUCUGAUGCGCGCCCCGGAUGGGCUGAACAGCGCCUUGACCAUCGCACCACUCGAUGGCUCGGACGGACACCUUAGCCUAGCCGUCACCUGGACAGGGCCAUGGACGACGCGCGACCACUCCCACCUCCCACCAUACUGGGUGCGUCUCUACCCGCCACCGCCCCCGCGACCGGCAGCAGUCGAGGAGGACCCUUCGACAACAGAACCAGAAGACGGAGCCUCUUCUAAAUCCGCGACUGAACGAAGAGAUUCCAACGAACCACUCCAGAAAGCGACAUCCACCACCACCAGCCUGCGCAAACCCUCCCUCAACUCCGCCCAGCAAGAAGGGGCCUCCAACGCCCGCCAACCCAUCACCUGCCAAAUCUCCUCGGACGGCAUCGUCACGGCGCUCUCCCGCCCCGACAACAACAACCCCCUCCCCCAGGAACACGACCACGACCAAACCCUACACAUCGAGCACCUCCGCAUCCGCAGCACCACCACCACCGGCACGUGGUUCGCCAGCGCGGCGACCGCCUACGGCACCUCGAGCCAGACGAUCCUGUGGAACUACAAGAUUCCGGACGGGGUGCUAGGGUUCGCGCGGCGCGAGACGGUGCCCUGCGGCGUGCUGGUGCUGCUGGGCGUCGUCGACGAGUCCGCCACGCCCGAGUGGGCGUCGGCGUCGGCGGCCACGCUGGCGGACGAUCGUGCCAGGCAGUUGGACGAGUUUAGUCGGAGGGCGAGGGCCCAGAGGGAGGCGGUAAUGGCGGAGGCCAGGAUGAGCCCGGCGGAGAGGGCGGUUGCGCAGAGGGAGAGGGGGAUUAAAGAGGCGGAGGGGCGGUUGUGGGAUAUGCGUGAGAGGCAGAGGGUUGAGGCGCAGCGGCGGGAGGCGCGCUUGAUAGAGGCGCUGCAGAGCCCCAAGUGGGAUGCGAAGCUUGUAGCCGAGCAUAGCUUGGCGUGGUUGGUGAAGAACGGGGAGGUGGAUGAGCGGGUGGAAGGGGUGAAGGAGGCCGUUGGGGGCGUGCUGCACCGGAUGGUCCUAGAUGGGCAGUUUGCGACGAAGCUCUGCCAGAUGUUGGACCUGUGGAAGGCUUGGGCGGAGAACGCGGGCAUGCGGAGGUCCGAUCUAGAGGCGUUACAGGGUGACCAAAUCACCUUUGCGUAUGCCACGCUGCUGGUGGCUAUCAUCAAGGAUACAUCGACGGCCCUCGAGGGAACCGUGGCGAUGGACCUCCAGGAGUGUCUGCGGAUGUGGAGGACGGUUAGGCUGGGGUAA